Messenger RNA from Seminavis robusta, 2247 nucleotides. The record is from the annotation of a GenBank genome assembly. NCBI's taxonomy places the organism in Eukaryota, Bacillariophyta, Bacillariophyceae, Naviculales, Naviculaceae.
AUGAUGAGAUCUCCAACCUGUCUCUCCCUGCUUAUCAUCGCCUUGUUGCCCAUGGCAAAGCUGUGGGUGCUUGCCCACCAACUGUCGGCUCCAUGUGCCUUGAGAACGCCCGCACCAAUUCCACUUGCUCCAAUGCAAUCUCGUGUCUACCGCGUUGGAGUGCUCGCCAAUCGAGGCGUGGAGAGAGCAGUGUCUCAGUAUCAAAUGACAUUUGGAGACUACUUGACCACCACGGUUGGCCCAAAGUUUGAUCCUCCCAUUUCGUUUGAAAUGGUUCCAGUGCCUAUCAGCGAAGCUCCAAUAGAUGAGCUCCCAAAGCACGACUAUGUGUUUGCCAACCCAGCCAUUGCUUCCUGCAUCGACUCGGAAGUUGGCUUGAAACCGUUGGUCAGUCUCGUAUCCAAGCGCAAAAGGGGGGACGAAGUCGUCGAGUUGUCUCAAUUUGGGGGUGUGAUCUUCACUCAAGCGGGAAACACAGAGGUCAACAAUGUGCAAGACUUGAAGGACAAACGCGUUGCAGCUCUUGGUCUUUCCGCGUUUGGGGGAGCGCAGAUGCAAUUCCGGGAAAUGAUCAGGGCCGGCCUCCAUCACCUGCAAGAUCCCAAGCAAAUACUCUUUUGCGAGACCCAGGGAAACAUUGUGAAGGCAGUCCUUGAUGGGAAAGCAGAUGUGGGCUUUGUCAGAACUGAUCAACUUGAACAGUUCAUUGAUCCUGCUACUGAUCAAGUCCUGGACUUGUCCAAAGUCAAGAUUAUCAGACCCUUGCCAGAAGACCUGGCGGAUGGAACGCCUUUUCCAUUCAUCAAGACCACACAGCUCUACCCAGAGUGGCCCUUCUCGAGCACACCCGAUGUCAGCGAAGAUAUUGACCUGGAGGUUCAAAAGAGCCUUCUCGAGCUUUCGCAGCACGCGAGCGCAGCGUCUGCACUGUUGGAGUGCUACGAACAGAGCAACUGUACAAGUAGUCCUCUUCUGGAUGAAGAUGCCCGAAAUGACUGCGAAGAAGCGUGCUUUCAUGAGGUUCAUCCCGUUGCCUCCGAAAGUUGUUUGGUAGACCGAGAGACAAUACUUUUGGCUGACUUGAGUAAAACUGCUGCCAAGAAUGCAGGAUGGCGGCCAUCUCUGUCAUACAUGACCAUUCGAAACUUGCAGAGGGAAAUAGACUUCCUACAAAGAAACGAUGAAGGCAAUUUUCAAUGCGUGAGGGCCAAAACCCUUGCAGAUGCCGUUGUCUGCCCUCAAGGACACUUCAAGAAAAACGAGAAUGAUAUUGACACCAGUUGCGAGGAUCUUGGGAUGAGUUGCCACGGCUACAAUGAUGUGAUUGCCUUCACGCAGAACAAUCGAAAGACCAAUCAAGACGUUGGAAAAGUCAAGGUCCAUGUGGAAGAGGAAACCGAACUGUAUCCCAUGCAGCGAGUUGACGGCAACAGUUCUUCCGAGGAGGUCUUCAGGUACCAGUUUGAGUUUGAUGCUACGGACAGGAAAACAGGGUUCCUGAUCAUGGAAGUCACUGUCACCGAGAACGGAGAAACCGAGCAAAUCCCUCAGUCGCCUUUCCGCCUCGAGGUGCAAACCAGAGACUGCCAAGAAGCCACCGGUGAUUCUUUGCGGGUUGCUGAUGAGAGCGGUAACUGUGUCUGCGAGACCUCAUCGGUUGAGAUUGGUUCCAGCUGCAUCAGUUUGGCUGUGCUGCUUCCUGCCAUAAUCGUCCCAAUUGUCGUGCUCCUCGCCAUUGUCAUCACUUGCAUUGUCAUCAAAAACAAGGCAGAGAAGAUCUCUGUGGAAGACACAAAGAGAUAUGCUUUUGGCACCCCACCAACAACAGGAAAGGUCAAUUUCGGGCUGUACCUGGCAUCAUACCGUGGAGCCCAAGUGGCGGUGAAGCAAAUCCGUUAUGCCAAUCAAGGGGUCUCAAAUAACCCAUCCAUUCAUUUGAAACAAGGAGGAACGCUAAUACCUCUUCUCAAGGCCAGAGUGAAGUCGGAGUUCGACCAGGAUGAAACAUCUACAUCUACGACAGAACUCGGGGAUAUUGAGACUGGAUUUGGGAACAAGUCUUGCCUCUUUGUUGCACAUCCGCAGAGUAGCCACAGCUCACCAAGCACUGCUCUCACUGGGAGGGCAUUCACUCAUUCCUCAUCGAUGCCCUCAUCCUCGCCAUCGCCCACGACGCUCAAGCGAGAGAUCAAGAUACUCUCAAAGCUCCGUCAUCCAAACAUUGUAUCGGGGUAUGGCCGGUCGUGA